Penicillium cosmopolitanum is the source of this 2568-nucleotide messenger RNA. RefSeq names its product NCBP1 family protein. NCBI's taxonomy places the organism in Eukaryota, Fungi, Ascomycota, Eurotiomycetes, Eurotiales, Aspergillaceae. The record is from RefSeq and is a predicted model, not a curated record. Gene Ontology annotation, molecular function: mRNA binding; RNA cap binding. The transcript has 6 exons. Gene Ontology annotation, biological process: nuclear-transcribed mRNA catabolic process, nonsense-mediated decay; mRNA export from nucleus. Gene Ontology annotation, cellular component: nucleus; nuclear cap binding complex. The coding region runs from base 1 to 2568 and encodes 855 amino acids.
AUGGCUGACUACGACCGCGACCGCCGGCAUAACAACUACAGGGGAGGUGGAGGUGGGCGCAAGCGCCGCUAUCGAGAUGACGACGAUUACGAUCGCCGACCCCAGCGACGCAGAUACGAGGAGCCGCUCUUCGUUCAGGUCCGGCGCCAACUGCUUACGAUUGCCGAAUCUGCUGCGCGCAGAGUUGAAGACGAUAUUGUCGGAAUCGCCAAGUCUGUAGCGGAUCAUUAUGAAGAUGAGGAGCUACGUGAUACCCUGGUUAACAUCUCUCUCGACCUCGUUCUGGAACAGCCUAUGAAAAUUCCUUUCGUUGCCGCGGUCACCUUGGCCACUCACAACCUCAAGCCGGAGCUUAGCGCGGAGGUGCUCAAGAAGGCUAGCAACCUCCUGCAGAAACACAUUGAUUCGGGAUCAUGGCGCGAGGUCAAGCUACUCAUUCGAUUCCUGGGCAGCUUGCAAGCUAUCUUUGAGGGUGAUGGUAUUUUCCCGCUUCUGGAGGAGUUCUUCGCCCGGGCGGCUGAUCUCCAAUCCGCGUCUUCCGAGGAUCUUCUCGGUUUGGAACUCGUCAAAGUCAUCCUGUUCACCAUCCCGUAUGUGAUGUCUUCCCCCGCGACUGGUUUCGAAGCCCAGGCCUCGGCCCUUCUCGAGAAAACCGAUAUCAUCGCAUCGACUCCCCACGCUCUGGUCGACCUGGUCAAUACAUUCAGCCCGGAUGAGAACAAGGAAGCCGCGGGUCCCAGUGUGAUCGGCUUGAUGCAAAGCCAGCUACAAGCCGAAGCUGGUCAGGGCUGGGAACUGAAGUGCCUGCCUCGUCCUUGGAAAAGUGUACAAGAAGAGAGCGAGGAGCAGAAGCCCUUUGAAGUCGUGACCAAGAUUCCUUUCCCGCAGAUCACCGUUCCGAGCGCAGUUCCCAAUGGCCCUCGGCCGCUUUUCCCGGAGGUCUAUCUCUCGGUAUACGCCGAACAAGAGAUCUACACGGUCCCUCCAAUCUCGGAUAUCACAUCUUCUAUCGCGCGAGAUGCUUUGGUAGAUACUAUUAACCUGCUUGACUUCAACCGAGUUGCCACAGCCAAGUAUCUCAUUGAUAUUGACUGUUACUUUACUCCUUAUACAUUCGUCAAGCGUGCGACUCCGUUCGACCGCAUGCGCGAUCUGGCUGGCGAAGGACAGUCCUGGAAGCCAGAGGAUGUGGCUGUGGAUGCAGUUUUCUCACAACUGUACCAGCUGCCUACUCCGGAGCACAAGCUCGUUUACUACCAUUCGGUUUUGACCGAGUGCUGCAAAAUCGCCCCUGCCGCUAUUGCGCCGAGUUUAGGCCGUGCUAUUCGGUAUCUCUAUAACCAUCUUGAAACCAUGGAUCUGGAGCUCAGUAACCGUUUCCUUGACUGGUUCGCCCACCAUCUGAGUAACUUUGGCUUUACGUGGAAGUGGAGCGAGUGGGUUGAAAAUCUCGAACUCCCCGCCAUCCAUCCUAAGAUGGCUUUUAUUCACGGUGCUCUUGAUAAGGAGAUCCGCCUGAGCUUUGCGCAACGCAUUAAGGGCACGCUCCCGGAGCCUUACAUUCCUUUGAUCACCGAAGGCAAGGAGAAGGAUACUCCCGAGUUCAAAUAUCUAUCCGAGAGUAAGUCGAUCCCUCGCCUCGCCUCGCCUAGUGAAGAGAUCCGGAUCAGAUCACAACUAACACCAGCCACAGUGACCCCGUACUCCAAGGAGGGCCAAGAACUCGGCCAACUCAUCAGAAAAAAGGCCAGCGACGACGAGAUCCAGCCCGUAAUCGCAGCCAUUGAGGAACAAGCCCAAGGCCUAGGCGUCGAAGAUCCCAAAGUCCCCUCAACCGACGCCUUCGUCACAGCCAUCUGCUUCGUGGGCUCCAAAUCCCUCUCCCACGUCCUCUCCUGCAUCGAGCGCAACAAGGAGAGACUCCUAUCCGUCGGAUCCGCCUCCCACCAAGCCCGCGGCCAAAUCAUCACUUCCGUAAUGGAAUACUGGGCCGACCAACCUGGAAUAGCAAUCAACAUCAUCGACAAACUCCUAAACUACACAAUCCUAUCCCCACUCUCCGUCCUAGAAUGGGCCCUAAACGAAUCAAUCGCUGCAGGAACAAUCUUGUCAAAGCCACACAUCUUCGAAAUGAUCUCCGCAACAGUGGGCAAAGUCACGAACCGCAUGCGCCAGAUCGUCGCGGCUCGCACUCAGUCUGGUCUCUACGAACCACAGCUAAGUGUUCUCGAUGAAACGCUUUCCCGUGAGCGUGUCGAGAUGCAGGCCCUGUUUAAGUUCAUUGAGGAUGCUAUUGUUUCCGUUGCUGCGGGAAGUAAUGAUGAGCUUAUGGAGCGGGGUGAUGGGUCGGGCGAUCUUCCUGAGGAUGCGAUUAUUCGACAGUGGGGUCGGAGGUGGUUGCGCGUCUUUAGGAGAAAGCUUGGUGUUGAGGAGGCUUUUAUCAAUGAUGCUUUGGCUGGGGCUACGCCUGUUGGGACUGAGGCUCCUGCUUUGACUCAGGGUGAUGAUGGGGAUGUUCAGAUUGGUGAUGCUGAUGCUGAUGCUGAUGCUAUUGCCGAUGGUCAAUGA